AUGUUUAGAUCUACUUUAUUCAGAAGCCUUAGAACACCAUUAGUUAGACAGCCAAUUGCACCUGCAGCAAUUUCCAUAACAAAACCAUCAUUUGUUCGUUUCUACGCUGGGUUCCCAGCUUUAUCUAGAGAUCUUGCCAAAGAGAGAAUCGUGGAAUUAUUAGAAGGAUACGAUAAGGUCGAUAGCGCUAAGGAAAUCACUGAAGAAAGUGCGUUUGUACAAGACUUGGGUUUGGACUCGUUAGACGUUGUCGAAGUGGUCAUGGAAGUGGAACACGAAUUUAACAUCCAAAUCCCAGAUCACGAAGCCGACACAUUAAAGACUGUUGGUCAGACCGUCGACUAUAUCCUCGCCCAGCCUGAUGCUUGUUAA
This is a messenger RNA of Debaryomyces hansenii CBS767, 372 nucleotides long. It is a transcript of the gene ACP1, whose product is annotated as Acp1p. The coding region runs from base 1 to 372 and encodes 123 amino acids. Gene Ontology annotation, molecular function: acyl carrier activity; acyl binding. The record is from RefSeq and is a predicted model, not a curated record. The transcript has a single exon. Gene Ontology annotation, biological process: fatty acid biosynthetic process. Gene Ontology annotation, cellular component: mitochondrion. Lineage: Eukaryota; Fungi; Ascomycota; Pichiomycetes; Serinales; Debaryomycetaceae.